UCAGGUCAGUAAGCUACUUUGCGUUGCAGAUACACGUGUAAAAACGUUUAUUCAUGCUUUCCUCUUUACUUUUAGCAAUUUAUUGAUUCAGAAAACGUGUGGGAAACAAAAAAAAAAGAAUCCAAACCCAAUCAUCGACUUGUGCUUUUGCUGUCUCUGCAAGUGUCAGAAGGUUAGAAGUUAGCGCUGAAGAUAAGCAUUUAUCUAAUAUGUAAACAUCAAAAGUCUCUGUGAAACCUGUUUGUGGCCUGAAAAAACAUUGGUUUCCAAACACUGAGGGGAAAUGUUAUUGUUUUUAUUAAAUGAUAUGGCGUCUAAAAGUAGGACAAAUAUGAGAAUAAUGAAGUUUUAUCAAAAAUCAAACCUGCUUUCUGUGUAAAACCUGUAUAAAUGUGUGUGUAAGGGGAGCUGAAGGCCAGGGGUUAUUAUGUGGGCACUUACCAGCGUGGUAGUAAACCAGACUUUAUGUGAUGUGAACGUUAAAUUGAGUGGCGGCAGUUAAAAAGAUAAUUACUCCACUGCCUGGUUUGGAAAGCAGAGUUCAAGCAGGCGAGAGGCAACCAGAGACAGAUGACAGGAGAGGAGGAGGAGGAGGAGCGGAAAGGGUUAAAACCUCAGCCAAUAAAGGCCAACCCAUCUCAGCCCGACGGUCCAGAGAGCCGGAAAACCUGAAGCUUUCAUCCUCUGCGCUUGUCUGAUGGCUCUGCGUCCCGCUGAAAUGUCUAAACAUUAAAGGAAAAUAAUAUUUUUAUGUUUUAAAAAACUUGUUCCUGCAUGUCAAGAAAAAAAAAAACUUUUUGUUUUGGACUUAUUAACAAAAUGUGAGCUCUGAUGGGACACAAGAGAACAACAGACCUGCAGAAGUUGAAGUGGGCAGUGAACCUGAGGAGAGGCGCGUCGUCAGAGGGGAAAGUUGUGCGUUUCUCUUUCUGAGGCCGUUUUAAAAUAAAUCAUGUCUCUGCAGGGAGUUUAUGCUGCGGCUCUUUUUCACUGCAUGAUGACGGCUGCUGCUCUGAUAGACUCCGAUGACGUCAUCACGCGAGACGAGCAGAUCUUUGUUCUGAUUGGUGCACACGCCCGGUGUGAGAGGAGCAUCCGCGCACAAAUGGCCCUCGUCGAAGACGGGGACUGUUCACCAGAGUGGGAUGGGAUUAUCUGCUGGCCCCGGAGCCGAGCUGGGCAGCUGGUCUCAGUGCAGUGCCCAGCAUACAUCUAUGACUUCAACCACAGAGGGCGAGCUUACCGCCAGUGUGACGUGUCAGGGAACUGGGAGCUGGUGCCCAGUAACAACCGCACAUGGGCAAACUACACGGAGUGCACCCGAUACCUGACCUCCAACCACAGAAACCUGGAGGAGAAGGUGUUUCAGCGCCUCCAUCUCAUGUACACCAUCGGCUACUCCAUUUCUCUGGCAUCUUUGUUGGUGGCGAUCUCCAUCCUUUGCUAUUUCAAGCGCCUCCACUGCACACGCAAUUACAUUCACAUUCACCUCUUCACCUCCUUCAUCUGUCGAGCUGUUAGCAUCUUUGUGAAGGACGCUGUGCUCUACUCCGUAUCUGACGCCAGCAGAGCCGAGUCUGAGUUCACAGCUGUGAAACAGCCCAUGGCUGGGUGUAAAGCUGCGGUUACGCUCUUCCUGUACUUCCUGGCAACCAAUCACUACUGGAUUCUGGUGGAGGGAUUGUACCUGCACAGCCUCAUCUUCAUGGCGUUCCUGUCUGACAAGAACUACUUGUGGGCUCUGACCAUCAUGGGCUGGGGUGUUCCUGCUGUGUUUGUGUCCAUUUGGGUCAGCGCCCGAGCUUCGCUGGCAGAUACUCAAUGUUGGGACAUCAGCGCCGGAAACCUGAAGUGGAUCUACCAAGUUCCCAUUCUGGCAGCCAUUGUUGUGAAUUUCCUCCUUUUCCUAAACAUAAUCCGUGUUCUGGCUUCUAAACUGUGGGAAACCAACACUGGAAAACUGGAUCCUCGGCAGCAGUACAGGAAGCUCCUGAAGUCCACCCUGGUCCUGAUGCCUCUGUUCGGAGUCCACUACAUAGUUUUUAUGGCCCUGCCCUACACCGAGGUGACUGGGCUGCUGUGGCAGGUGCAGAUGCAUUAUGAGAUGUUCUUCAACUCUUCUCAGGGUUUUUUUGUGGCGUUCAUCUAUUGCUUCUGCAAUGGCGAGGUGCAGGCAGAGGUAAAAAAGGCCUGGUUAAGACGCAGCUUGGUGCUGGACCUCAAGCAGAAAGCCAGGAUGACGAGCAGCGGCGGCGGGAGCUGCUACUACGGCGGCAUGAUGUCCCACGCCACCACCCACAGCGUCUGCAUGUCCGCCAUUCAUCCCAGGGCUUUCUCCUUCACAGCGGGGUCAGGAGGGGCCGCUGGGGGGUCAGGGGCCAGGCCGCCCCGUCACUCUGCCCCGUCGUCGCUCCACCACAACCACAGCAGCGUGUGUGUGUUCGUUCCCAGCACCGCUGAGGCCUCAGGCUCCCAGCAGGACGCGGCGGUGUGGAAGCCAGGGAGGGCCGAGUCCAGAGCCAGCAAAGAGCAUGAUAACAGCAGCAGUAACGCAGCAGCAGAUCCAAACUGCUCCGUACCUGUGAAAGAGCUAGAAACCAUUUUAUAAUCUUCACAGGUCCUUGGCAGGACACAGUGGCUUUGUAACUGGAUCCUUUCCGUGUCGUCGUUAUGGUUACAGGGAGGGAUUCACUUGUCCUUUUAUUCUGGCAAGAAAAAAAAAACCCCGAAUACAACCCCAUUAUGGGCUGCCCACUCCAAUAACUACACAAAACAAAAGUUUAUAGACCUGCUGCAGCUCUAGAUCCCACCGCCAUCUCCCUGCUGGAGGGCAAAAAGCUGCUGGCUGACCAUGACUAGCAUUUGGUUUUCGCUGUUAAACUAUCAAUAUAACGCGCUGAAGGGAGUAGUUCAGUUAUUCUUGUUUGACUUUGACAACCUUAAUAUGUAGAUGUGAUGUAUUUUUACUAACUAAAAAAAACAACAGAAAAACAGCCCACA
This is a messenger RNA of Poecilia latipinna (sailfin molly), 3000 nucleotides long. It is a transcript of the gene pth3r, whose product is annotated as parathyroid hormone 3 receptor. Gene Ontology annotation, cellular component: plasma membrane. The transcript is spliced from 13 exons. Bases 953 to 2608 code for a protein of 551 amino acids. Gene Ontology annotation, biological process: cell surface receptor signaling pathway; adenylate cyclase-modulating G protein-coupled receptor signaling pathway. Gene Ontology annotation, molecular function: peptide hormone binding; parathyroid hormone receptor activity; G protein-coupled peptide receptor activity. The record is from RefSeq and is a predicted model, not a curated record. NCBI's taxonomy places the organism in Eukaryota, Metazoa, Chordata, Actinopteri, Cyprinodontiformes, Poeciliidae.